This is a messenger RNA of Meleagris gallopavo (turkey), 999 nucleotides long. The record is from RefSeq and is a predicted model, not a curated record. Lineage: Eukaryota; Metazoa; Chordata; Aves; Galliformes; Phasianidae.
AUGGGUUUGGCACAGCAGCAAAGAAACCUGGACAAUAUUGUAUCACAGCACCCCAGGAUAAGCGGGGGGAAGAAGUCCAAGAAAGAAGCCUGCGCAGGCUCAGAUUUGGAGGUAAAGAACACUAGCCCCAUGUCUGAGCAGGAUUCGGGUAUCCUGGAUGUUGAAGAUGAGGAGGAGGAUGAAGAGCCCCACCGCCACCGUGUGAAGAUGGCGGAGCUGGAGAGCUUAGAGACGGCGGCGGAGCACGAGAGGAUCCUGCGGGAGAUCGAAAGCACCGACACGGCCUGCAUCGGCCCCACGCUCAGGUCUGUUUACGAUGGAGAGGAACACGGUCGUUUCAUGGAAAAAUUGGAAGCACGAAUCAGAAACCACGAUCGGGAGAUUGAGAAAAUGUGUAACUUCCAUUACCAGGGUUUUGUGGACUCCAUCACAGAGCUGCUGAAAGUUAGGGGAGAAGCCCAAAAGCUGAAGAACCAAGUGACGGACACCAACCGAAAGCUGCAGAGUGAAGGAAAAGAGCUGAUAAUAGCAAUGGAAGAGCUGAAGCAAUGCCGAUUGCAACAGAGGAACAUUUCAGCGACGGUUGAUAAGCUGACGCUGUGUCUUCCCGUUCUGGAGAUGUACAGCAAACUGCGAGAGCAAAUGAAAUCGAAAAGGCACUACCCAGCACUGAAGACCCUGGAGCACCUGGAGCACACCUACCUGCCCCAGGUGAGCCACUACCGCUUCUGCAAGGUGAUGGUGGACAACAUCCCAAAGCUGCGUGAGGAGAUAAAGGAGGUGUCCAUGUCAGACCUCAAGGAUUUCCUGGAGAGCAUCCGUAAGCACUCAGACAAGAUUGGGGAGAUGGCGAUGAAGCAGAUAGCUCUUGACCAGGGCUGUGAUCCUGCACCUGGGGAGGGCAAACAUCAACACAGGUUGAGGGCUGAGCUGCUGGAAAGAAGCUCUGUGGAGAAGAACCUGAGGGUCCUGGUGGACCAACAGUUGACCACAGGGUGA